Molecule: messenger RNA, 2007 nt
Organism: Haliotis rufescens (red abalone)
Lineage: Eukaryota; Metazoa; Mollusca; Gastropoda; Lepetellida; Haliotidae
Product: E3 ubiquitin-protein ligase TRIM71-like
Exons: 5
Coding region: 105-1862 (585 amino acids)
Molecular function (GO): zinc ion binding
Source: RefSeq, a predicted model, not a curated record
GUUCCUCCUUCAGCAUGUACAUCGUACAAAGUGGAUGUAUGCACAAGGCGUGUCUGUGUUUGAGUGUAACAUAGGAAUACGUUGACAGAUUUAGUGUUUCCAGUAUGUCUGAGCCGAAAGAAAAAAUUGACAUUACAUAUCUGAAAGAAACGUUUCUGGAAUGCCCCGUUUGUUUGGAACAUUUUAACCAAACAGAACGACGUCCUCUCCUGCUUCACUCCUGUCUCCAUGCUGUCUGUGCCCAGUGCCUCGAACAGCUCCUGGCCAAGGAGGGCAAAAGUCAGGUCACCUGUCCUCUAUGUCGUCAGGUGCAAAAGGUAUCCGGAAAUGCAAAAUCAGUGCCCUUAGAUUGUGUCAGAUAUAAGCUUGUUGAGUGUCUUGAAACGGCGGAAGAAGAAUAUGCACUUUGCAUAGAUUGUUCAGAUGGGAAUAAGGCGGAGUCGACCUGUCAGGACUGCUCUCUAAACCUGUGCAAAGAAUGCACGUCUGUACAUAGACGUCAUAGGCUUACACGUGAUCACAUCAUCACAUCUCUACACAACUCAGUACAACAUCUGCCGAGACCAGUUGUAAAGAGUCAUUUCUGUCCUCAGCACAAGAUGCAUCUAUUGGAGUUCUUCUGUAUCACUGAUGACACAGUGUGUUGCCUUUCUUGUUCAAAUCUAGAUCAUAAAGGCCACACUUUCGAGAAACUGGAGGAUGUAGCAAAAAUGCGAACUCAGGAACUUGAAACAGCUAUACAGAUUGUACAGGGGCAUGCAGGACGACUAAGAAAUAUGAUAAUGACUGAGGAAAAUCGUAAACGAACAUUCAAACAAUCAACAGAAACUGCAAAAUCCUGUGCGUCUCAAUUCCUUGCCAGUUUGGAAUGUGUCAUAAAGAAGAGAGAGGGACAAAUAUAUGAAGUAAUCGAUAAAAGAAGUAAGAGCAUGAUGUCCAUGGCUGAAAAGAAUAUUGAAGCAGCAAACUCGUCCUUAUCGAUGAUAGAGUCGAAGAUGUCAUACUUCACACAGGCAAAAGAAAGAGCUGACGUUGUGGCUUUACUCCAGAUGUACCCAUCCAUCAAAAAGGCCCUUGAAGUUUCACUUGGUCAGGAUCAGUGCCAACCAGAAUCCGACGAAGCUGGUGUCACCUUUAUUCAUUUGAAUGGAUCCCUUAUUCAGACAUUACUUUCAGAAGUUGGAGGUGUUACAACAUCUACAGAUUCCACUCACCAUAGCGACAAACAUGGUUUGAUGUCCCUUAUGAACAAAGUGUGUGAUGCAGCCUCAGAGUCCAUUGGGAAGAAGGAACUGCUGCAAUAUUUUAAACAGAAAGCGGAAGCUUUGGAGAGUGAAACUUGCAAGACAUGUCCGACACGGAAGGAACCUACGACCCUUCAGUGUGGGCACACUAUCUGCGAAGCCGGUCUUUUCGUCAAAGAACAACGGAUGUGUCCCGUGUGCAAAACCGGAAACAUGCCGCCUGGAGAAAUGAUUACAACAGUCAUCCCUGACGGGCUGCCAGGCAACAGGUUACAUGACACCAUUGAGAUAAAAUACGUAUUUCAGGACGGAAUUCAAACUGAGGGACACCCAAAACCUGGAACCGAGUAUCAUGGUGAAACAUUCACUGCCUACCUGCCCAACACUUCCGAGGGGCAGAAGGUGCUGGCUUUGCUGAAGGUCGCCUGGAAGAGGAAACUGACCUUCCAGAUUUACCACGACCCUCUUGGACUCUAUUUGCUGAAAUACUGCAUCCAUCACAAGAAGAUGAAAGUCGUAAAUCCUAAUACUGAUGACAGUUAUCCUGAUCGCAACUACCUCGGAGGAGUCCAAAUGAAACUGGUUGAACUGGGGGUUACAGAAGAUAGUCUCAAGUAGUUACAGAGUAUUCCCUCAAGUACUUACAGAAGCAGAUUGGUUCGCGGACCGAAGGUAAGGUGUAUAUUAAGCUGUCUCGAAGGAGAGUUCACCAGAACUUUGUACUGGUGGAUAAGGUCGAGCCUGCAAUUGGGCAACAUCAUGC